This is a messenger RNA of Quercus robur (English oak), 1759 nucleotides long. RefSeq names its product geraniol 8-hydroxylase-like. The record is from RefSeq and is a predicted model, not a curated record. Gene Ontology annotation, molecular function: heme binding; monooxygenase activity; oxidoreductase activity, acting on paired donors, with incorporation or reduction of molecular oxygen. The transcript has 3 exons. Bases 58 to 1542 code for a protein of 494 amino acids. NCBI's taxonomy places the organism in Eukaryota, Viridiplantae, Streptophyta, Magnoliopsida, Fagales, Fagaceae.
AUAAUGUCCAGCAACUUUCAUGAAAAAACACAGCCUCUCUGACACUCAAACACGGAAAUGGAGGCAAUCCACAUCUUCCUAUUCUGCAUUACUCUCGUCUUGUUCUUCAUCCGACCCAAAUUUCUUCGCAAAUCCAACACCAAAAACCUCCCACCAGGCCCAAAUGGCCUCCCUAUCAUUGGUAACCUUCACCAACUUGGUCCUAGACCCCAUGAAACUCUCUCCGCAAUGGCUAAAGAGUUUGGUUCCUUGAUGACUCUCAAAUUUGGCUGUGUCACCACCAUCGUUGCUUCCUCUGCUGAAACCACCAAAGAAAUCCUUCACACCCAUGACCAAACCUUUUCUAACCGACCUGUCCCUGACUCAGUAGCCACUCAACCACACCCAGAAGGCACUCUUGCUUGGGUCCCCGGUGACCACAGGUGGCGCAACCGUAGACGCAUAUGUAGCACCCAAAUGUUCACUUCUCAACGCCUGGACUUGUUACAACACUUUCGUCACAAGAAAGUGCACCAACUCAUAGCUCACAUAAACAAAUAUAAGGGUACCCCAGUUGAUAUUGGGUCCUUAGCUUUUGCUACCACGUUGAAUCUUAUAUCAAACACUAUUUUCUCGGUGGAUAUAGUGGACCCGGAUUUUGAAUCAGCUCAGGAAUUCAAGGAACUUGUUUGGAGGAUUAUGAUGGAUGCUGGGAAGCCUAAUGUUUCGGAUUACUUUCCGAUGUUGAAGAGGUUUGAUUUACAAGGUGUGAGACGCCAUGUUCAGGUUUCCUAUAAGAGGAUGCAUGAGAUAUUUGAUGACAUCAUUGCUACGCGUUUGAAACACAGAGAGACUGAUAAGACAACAAGACAUAGUGAUUUCUUGGAUGUGCUUCUUGAUCAGAUGCAAGAAGAUGGGUCUGACUUUAGUAUUGACACCAUCAAGCCCCUGAUUCUGGAUUUGUUUAUCGCCGGUAGUGAUACAUCUGGAUUGACUACAGAAUGGGCAAUGGCAGAGCUUCUACGUAAGCCUAAAACAUUGCAGAAGGCAAGAGAUGAAGUUCUGCAAGUGAUUGGUACUCACGGUGAAAUUAAAGAAUCAGACAUUGAUAGAUUUCCAUAUAUCCAAGCAGUUGUGAAAGAGACAUUGCGGCUUCACCCACCUGCACCACUUCUCUUGCCUUACAUAGCUGGAAACGAUGUUGAAGUAUCUGGAUACACCAUAUACAAAGGAAACCAAGUUCUAGUAAAUGCAUGGUCUAUUGGUAGAAAUCCCAAAUAUUGGAUUGACCCUUUGUCAUUUGAGCCUGAAAGGUUUGUAGGAUCCAACUUAGAUUUCAAAGGAAGGGAUUUUGAGUACAUUCCAUUUGGUGCUGGUAGAAGAAUUUGCCCUGGCUUACCACUUGCUCAAAGAAUGGUUAUCCUAAUGCUGGGUUCAAUUUUACAUUCAUUCAAUUGGAAACUUCCCGAGGGAAUCACCCCAGAGAACCUUGACAUGUCUGAGCAAUUUGGAAUCACUUUGAAGAAGGCUAAUUCUCUUUGCGCUGUUCCUUUUGGUGAGUAAAGGAAUGGAUUUUAAUUAAUGGAGUUUGCAUAUUACCAUGUACUUUAUGGCCCUUUUCCUUUUGCUUCCACGUUGUUGGUUUUUCUUUCAGUGUUUUGUGCCCAAAGGUUUGAUUCCUUCGGGCAACGUUCAGACUAGGAUAAAAAAUUUGAUCACCUAAUAAGCUCUGUACUAAUAUUUUGAUCAGUAUAUGAAAGCCUGUGUGCUCAAUAAUGUA